AUGGGACAAAAUCACACAUACAACAAAUUCAUCCUCUUGGGAAUUACAGAUAGGCCAUUUGCACAGAUCCCUCUCUUUGGGUUGUUUUUCCUGAUUUAUACUGUCACUUUGGCGGGGAACAUUGGGAUUAUGGUCCUGGUGUGGACUGAUCCCAGACUCCAUACCCCUAUGUACUUCUUCCUCACCCAUUUGUCAUUUACUGAUGCCUGCUAUUCCACAGUGGUCACCCCCAAGAUGCUAGUAGAUCUGCUACUAGAGAAUAAAACCAUUUCUUUCGCUGGAUGUGUGACACAGUUCUAUGGCUUUGCUUUCUUUGCCACUGCUGAAUGUUACCUCCUUGCUGUGAUGGCCUAUGACCGAUAUGUUGCUAUCUGCAACCCAUUGCUUUAUGUGAUGAUCAUCUCCCAGCAAGUCCGCACGCAGCUGGUAGCAGCUUCUUACCUCAUUGGGUUUCUCAGUGCUGUGAUAUACACAGGCUGCACAUUUGGGGGCUCUUUCUGUGGACCUAACCUGAUCGACCACUUCUUCUGUGACUCCAGCCCCGUGCUAAAGCUUGCUUGCUCUGACACCCACCGCAAUGAAAUGGUGAUCCUUGUACUUUUUGUUACAAAUGUGGUAGGCACAAAUGUGAUUGUUUUGCUCUCCUACAGCUGUAUCCUCUCCACUGUCCUGAGGAUGCGCUCUGCACAGAACAGGUCCAGAGCCUUCAGCACAUGUGCCUCCCAUUUGAUGGCUGUUUCCUUAUACUAUGGGACAGGCUUCUUUAUGUACCUACAACCCAGCUCCAGCCACACCAGUCUAGACAAGGUGGUAUCUGUGUUUUACACACUGGUGACCCCCAUGCUCAACCCCCCAUUAUACAGCCUGAGGAACAGAGAGGUGAAGGAUGCUCUUGCGAAGUGCAGGAGAAAGAUUUUAAACUGCAGUCAACAUAAAAGUAUUAUAUCAGCUAAUAAGAACUCACUUGCUCUGCUGAGGGAGCAAGCCCAAGAGAUGCAGCUUCUGACGGAGCAGGUGGCUCACCUCAGUGUGGAGAUGUACAAUGCGAAGAAGGUGAUCCUGCAUCUGAUGGGAGAAGGCUUGGACGAGCAGGACCCCGGGAAGGCACUUUCCGGGGUGGAAGUUCAGCAAACGAUGCAGGCAAUGUCUCAGACAAGUUGGGAGGACCACAUGCAGGUGUCUGACUGGGCUCUGAAAAGCUCAGGUGGCACCAUUGACAGGCAGAGGACAUCCAAGAGCUAUGAGUGGGAAGGUAAUUGGCUCUGCAGGGUGCUUUGGUUCCUUCCUGCUGCAAACCCUCCAGAUACAAUUUUGCAGCCAGACGUUUCCCCAGGGCACUGCUGGCCUUUCCAAGGGUCUCAGGGCCAGGUGGUCAUUAGGUUGCCUGCACGAAUCCAACCGACUGCUGUCACCGUGCAGCACAUCUUCAAGGCAGUCUCUCCAUCUGGGACCAUCAGCAGCGCCCCCAGAGACUUCACUGUGUCUGGAGUGGGUGCGGAAGGAGAAGAGGAAACUCUCCUGGGGACCUUCAUGUACGAUGUGGAAGAACAAGCCAUUCAGACCUUCCCUCUGAAGAAGGAGCUUCCCAGGGCCUUUCAGUAUAUAAAACUUCUCAUACAGAGCAACUGGGGAAACCCAGAGUACACCUGCAUUUAUCGAGUGCAGGUUCACGGGAAGAUGGCAAACCACAACUAA
Dromaius novaehollandiae (emu) is the source of this 1695-nucleotide messenger RNA. Its product is annotated as olfactory receptor 5AP2-like. The transcript has 7 exons. Bases 1 to 1695 code for a protein of 564 amino acids. Gene Ontology annotation, molecular function: olfactory receptor activity; odorant binding; G protein-coupled receptor activity. Gene Ontology annotation, cellular component: membrane. The record is from RefSeq and is a predicted model, not a curated record. NCBI's taxonomy places the organism in Eukaryota, Metazoa, Chordata, Aves, Casuariiformes, Dromaiidae. Gene Ontology annotation, biological process: sensory perception of smell; G protein-coupled receptor signaling pathway.